Messenger RNA from Mytilus californianus (California mussel), 949 nucleotides. RefSeq lists its product as uncharacterized. The coding region runs from base 54 to 866 and encodes 270 amino acids. Gene Ontology annotation, cellular component: extracellular region. The transcript is spliced from 3 exons. Gene Ontology annotation, molecular function: chitin binding. NCBI's taxonomy places the organism in Eukaryota, Metazoa, Mollusca, Bivalvia, Mytilida, Mytilidae. The record is from RefSeq and is a predicted model, not a curated record.
UAUUCUCCUUUCAUCUGUCCACUAGGUCCAUCUCCUGAACGGCUCACAUCAGUAUGGUUUCACUCAAGGCUGUAGUCCUCCUGCUGGGACUUGUUGCGGGGUCUCUAGCAAUCAGAGCUAAAAGACAGCUAAACUGCAUUGAUCAAUGGACAAAUAUUCCAAACCCAUGCCAAAAUAAUCCUCAGAAAGCAAUCUAUCUACCUCAUCCAACAGACGGUACUAAAUUCAUACAAUGCGACCUGUUCGGGAGAAUGUACAUUAUUCAGUGUCCAAAAGGAGAAUCAUACGACAGAUCUACUGCUUCCUGUACCCGUGGCAAUGUAUUACCAACUGUUGUUAUACAGCCAGUUAUAACAACCCCAACAACCACCACAAGAGCACCACAAACAGGGGCUAUUAAUCCAUGCUCAAAUGCAAACCUCGCACAAGGACUUAUAUAUUUUUCUUAUCCUCUUGAUACAACUAAAUUUAUCGAAUGCGAUCUACUCGGAAAAGCAAUGAUUUUACAAUGUAACAUCGGGUUGGUAUGGAAUCAACAAAGAUUAUCUUGCGUGUAUGACUUGAAACCAGGAGGAGUUAUUACCACCACAAUGGCCCCAGUAACGAGCGGAACUGGAACAGGCACCGGAACCGGAACCGGAACUGGCACUGGUACCGGAAAUCCAGCUAGUCUUUGCAGAGUAAAUGCAAACAGCUUAGAUGAUUUAUUCCACCCACAUCCAGAUCCACACAAGUUUUAUCAAUGCGAUCUUUGGGGAGAUGUUUUUGUCAACAAUUGUCCAACUAAUCUUAUUUGGAAUGAUACAGCAAAAACAUGUUCAUCUCCAUAUGUUAAAAUUGGACCAAACGGAAAUCUAGUUGGAUAAAAUGUAAGACUCAUCUUUAAUUGAAUAAUGUUUUUUUUAUAGAUUACUAUGAAAUAAUUAAAAGAAAUAUAAAAAGUAAAGUU